UGUUGCGUCAUUGCGCUGCAGCUUUUACACGCUGUGGGGCUUCGUGUGGGUGUGGGAGCAACUUUAGAAAACAACGUAUCGACAAAGCAUUAAAAGUAUCACACGCUCGUGUACUUCUUGUCGCUUGGUUUAAUAUUUCUGAGAAAGUUUUAAACAUCCAAAGAUAUCAAGAGACGCUUCGGUAACAGUUUUGGUCCUCGCUCAGCUCUCAGUAUGUCCGAUGGGGACUAUGAUUACCUCAUUAAGUUUCUCGCUCUGGGGGACUCUGGGGUGGGAAAAACCAGCUUCCUGUACCAGUACACAGAUGGCAAAUUCAACUCCAAAUUCAUCACCACAGUGGGAAUAGACUUUCGAGAAAAAAGAGUGGUGUACAAAUCCACCGGUCCUGAUGGCACAGCUGGCAGAGGGCAGAGAAUUCACAUUCAGCUGUGGGACACGGCUGGACAGGAGAGAUUUCGGAGUUUGACCACAGCGUUCUUCAGGGAUGCCAUGGGCUUUCUGUUGCUCUUUGAUCUCACAAGCGAGCAGAGCUUUCUCAAUGUUCGGAACUGGAUGAGUCAGCUGCAGACGCAUGCGUACUGUGAGAAUCCCGACAUCGUUUUGUGCGGAAAUAAAUCUGACCUGGAGGAUCAGCGUGCUGUGAAAUCGGAGAAUGCUCGAGAGCUCGCAGAGAAAUACGGCAUCCCGUACUUUGAGACGAGUGCAGCGAAUGGUGAGAAUGUGAGUCAUGCCGUGGAGGUUCUGCUUGAUCUGAUCAUGAAGCGCAUGGAGAGAUGUGUGGACAAAUCCUGGAUCCCUGAUGGAACCGUUCGCACCAAUGGCCACAGCGCCACCGACCUCGCAGAGUCUCGGGACCAGGACCAGAGCAAGUGUGCCUGCUAAUGGUGUCAAUGAUGUCACUAUCUGUUAACAGUAAUAAACUUCCAUGUUUUGACUCAGAGAUUCGGCUUUAAGAACAGCGAAGACUCUCUGAUCUUUAUUAUUGCGUAUAAAUAUGUUUUUAGAUCAGAGAAUCUACGCCAUGUUAAAGCAGGAUAGUCACGUUUGUUUUUCUCUCAGAAUUGCCAAGAUUGUCACCACAUUUUAGGCCUUUGAGUGCUUUUUACUUCAAAUCCUUGAUCUAAAACCUGUAAUGGAUCAGACUAGAUGUGUAUUGAGGGUCUGAUCCCUCUCACUGUGUUUCACCAAACAUACGUGCACCAAUGUAGUGUUUAAUACUAGACCUGGACUAAAUACAUGCAGUGGGUAUGAGUGUAUAUUUCUCUGGGUCUGACACUGUUUGUAUACCAUUUGUCUGAAAAUGAGAUUUGAGUUUAUUUGACUGAAAAAAAAAAAGAAAAAAAUCACUUCUGGAAAUCGAAACUUCUUGUUUUUAUCACUGUGUGAGAGGGCAGUUUGUGCUUGUCUCUUAAUGUCACCAGGACCAAUUAAGUGCCUUUUUAAAAACAUUUUUUGGAAUGGUUAACCCAAAAUGAAAAUUCUGUCAUUUUUGGGUGAACUAUUUAUGAAGAAGAAAACUGAAAUCUAUUCACAAUCUAAUUUGUUGCCAGCUAGAUGAUAGCCGUUUAGUUAGGGGUGUUUGUGGCCUGAUGAUGAAUAGCAGCCACUUCAGUGCCACUUCUAACAAAUUUAUUGAACAAUUUUAAAUGCAUUACUUUGCUAUCUUUAUUCGUGUAGAUGUUUAGAGAAAUUAAGUGACUAUUUAGAUAUUAUCAUAUAUAUAUUUUGAUUAGUUGAUAAUAUUGUACAUUUGUUUAGACAUUCACCAGGUGAUGGUUGAUGGUUGUGGUGUCUCUGGAUCGUCUAGCUUUACUCCUGCAAUUAAUCAUGGAGUUUUUAUUUGGAAUAUAGGUUAGCUUAAAUCUUCCCUAAAUCCAUACUGCAAAUCAUUAUUGUACAAAUGUUCACCAAGUUCAAACUUUAUUUCUCCAAAAAGGGGUUGCAACAUGCCAAUAGGUGUUUGUUUUUUUUUUUU
Molecule: messenger RNA, 1975 nt
Organism: Myxocyprinus asiaticus (Chinese sucker)
Lineage: Eukaryota; Metazoa; Chordata; Actinopteri; Cypriniformes; Catostomidae
Product: ras-related protein Rab-27A
Exons: 6
Coding region: 214-882 (222 amino acids)
Biological process (GO): melanosome transport; positive regulation of exocytosis
Cellular component (GO): secretory granule; melanosome
Molecular function (GO): GTP binding; GTPase activity
Source: RefSeq, a predicted model, not a curated record